This is a messenger RNA of Cladocopium goreaui, 582 nucleotides long. The record is from the annotation of a GenBank genome assembly. Lineage: Eukaryota; Dinophyceae; Suessiales; Symbiodiniaceae.
CCACAGUCCCCAUGUCGGCUGCUGAAACCGAUGACUUGUCGCACGUGAGCUUCGCGAAUCCAGACUUCCUGGAGAAGAACGGCCUCACGCCCAGCAACGUGUUAGAGUACUUCUACACAUCGCCCUUUUACCAACGCAUUGGGCAAAACUCCAUCAACGAACAACGCCGGCGCGGCUUGAAAGUGGAGGUGCAGCCUGGACACCAUGAGUUUGUGGUGCUGGCUGCGAACGAGGAUGCCAAAGAAGGCAAAGUGGAGACCUGCAUUUUUGUGAUCCAACGGCUGCAGCAUCCUGCAACACCCAAAGAGACGUUCUAUGUCAUCGCCGGUACCAUCUAUCAAGCACCUGAGCUGUCGGAGUUGUUCAAAAGCGCCCUGUGUCAAUCAGCCAUUGGCGCUCUGAGCAUCUUGCAGAAGCAACUGGAAGCCAUGCGACCGCCAGAAGCGGAUUCGCAGCCUCCCGCGGCAUCGCCCGGUUGGCCGAGCUGGUGUCUCUUUGAACAGCCGCCAGUGCCCAGCGCCUGGCGAGUGCCGAUUGAGGUGCCAAAAUGGCGAGGUCGGCGGAUGCUAUCGACGCAAUGAA